AGCAGGAGGAGGAGGAGGAGAUCUGAGCUUUUGCCGGAGACCACACUCCUGAUUCUGGACCUCGGCCACCCUGCUUCUCCCCCGGCUGUGUCUCUGCCAAACUGUCUGGGGGUGCUGUUUAAGGAGCAGCCCCAGGUGGGCACGCCUUGUCUUCUCUGGAAUGAAGGAUUGCCUCAGUGUGCCAUUUUCAAUCUCCCAGAAUACUUGCUGUUGCCAGAAUUUUACAGGAGGGGGAAAAUCUGCCCAAAUAUGCAGGGCCUUCUGGCGCAGUGCUGCGAUUGGCCAGGUCGGACACAUCUGAGUGGGCCUCCGUGGACGUGGCCAGCGGUGAUGAAAGGGUGACGGGUAGAACCCCCCCCCCCACCAGGGUGUGGUGAUUGAGGACAGAUGACUGGAGUUGGUGUGGGAGAUCAGGCUGAAAGAAAUGGCUGCUGGGAAGGCAGGAGUGUGGCGACCAGCUGUAACAACACUGGCCGGCGUGCGUUACCGAUCUCCAGUGGGCCGGCGUGCCUUCUGCCGUGUUCCGUCGGGUUCUGCGGCUGAGUGGUUUGUGUAGCUUUCUCUCACUUAAAAACAUCAGCCUGAAUCAUUCAACGUAGCCUGUGUUCACUCCUGAUUUACAAGAAGUACUCCAAUCUGAUAACCGGGCCGUAUGUGUCCGAGAUCUUACUGAAACCGUGUGAUGUCAGGGUCUCCCGUGUCCUGCAGUCUGAUCUCUGAUGUGUUGAUACAAUCUUAAUGGGUGAGAGAACUAAACAAAGGCGCACAGCAUAAAUGUCAAACAGCUGUUUGUCAUUCCAUUUUACGAUAAUAUACUGUUUUCAUGUAUUCAGUGUGUUAAAUUGGUUUUUAAUUAAAAUCCAACUUGAUGCAUUUUGUUGCAUCUUGAUUAACUGUUGCUGGUACAGCUGACAGGAGGCCAGAUCCUGUACACUACUAACUGAAAUGGAUGGUCUCCCAUAUCUUGGGGUUGAGUUACUUUAACUUCCUUUCAGGGAAAUUGCAUUUUUGUUUAUUUGGUAGAUGCUUUUAUCCACAGCAGCAUAAUGUUUUGAGAAAGUAGGCUGAGCCAGAUCCUGGAGGUAAUUGGGGGUUAAAGGUGUGUGUCUCAAAGCCCAAUGGUGACAUCACUCUGCUGACCCUGGGAUUUGAACUGCCGACCUUCCGAUCACAGGCACAAUACCCUGCCCUGCUGAGUCUUACACCAUGUAUGGUUGGGUUACUGAAGCCAGCCGCUAAUGGGAAUGGAGCACUUUCACGGAGCCUGGAAGACCAUAAGCAACGGCUUUGGUUUUAAGGAUUCGGUGUUUGAAGACUCCUGCAUGUCGCCCACUAUCGUCCAAGGCUUCGCCUAUCAGCGCCGUUCGUCCGGCGACGGCAAGAUCACCGACUCGCCCAAGACGAGCAGCACCAUCCGGGUGUACCUGCCUAACAAGCAGCGGACCGUGGUGAACGUGCGGCCCGGAAUGACCCUCUACAACUGCCUGAUCAAGGCCCUGAAGGUUCGAGGGCUUCAGCCCGCAUGCUGUGCCGUCUUCAGGCUGCACCCCGGACUGAAGAGCAAGAAGUCCCGCAUGGAUUGGAACACAGACUCUACCUCGCUGAUCGGGGAAGACCUGCUGGUGGAAGUCUUAGACCACGUGCCCCUGACCACGCACAACUUCGUCCGGAAGACGUUCCUGAAGCUGGCGUUCUGCGACAUCUGCCAGAAGUUCCUGCUGAACGGCUUCCGGUGCCAGACCUGCGGUUAUAAGUUUCACGAGCACUGCAGCACCAAAGUGCCCACGAUGUGCGUGGACUGGAGCAACAUGAGGCAGCUUCUCCUCUUCCCGUCUCCGGGCGAGAGCGGUGGCCAUUCCCUGCCGCCGCUCUCAUCGCGGCGUGUUCGGGACUCCAUCUCCCGCUUACCCUCCAGCUCUCAGCACAGACACUCUACCCCCCAUGCCUUCAGUGAUGUGACGCCCUACCCGUCCUCUGGGGGCUCCCUCUCCCAGAGGCAGAGGUCGACCUCCACGCCCAACGUGCACAUGGUCAGUACCACGGCGCCCUUCGACGGCAGCAUAAUUGAGUUCGAUUGCCUGAACGUGUCCCCUAGCUCCUGGUGUCGCCGUUUUUGCCUGAAGAGAAGAGUCGGUAUCGUUCACUUAACCAGAGCCGUAGCCGACGCUAGACAAGGCCCCCCAGAAACAGUCAGAAAUGAUGUCCUGAUAGGUGGUGAUACUGGGAGUCCGCAGAACCAGAGCCCGACGGGCUGGUCCCAGUCCAUGACCCUGGCCCCCGCGCACAGGGAGAGGGCCCCCUCCAGCAACACGCAUGAGAAAAAUCGAAUCCGGCCUCGUGACAAGCGAGACUCCAGUUACUACUGGGAGAUAGAAGCCAGCGAAGUGACGCUGCUGUCCCGGAUCGGCUCCGGGUCCUUCGGGACCGUGUACAAAGGGAAGUGGCACGGUGAUGUGGCCGUGAAGAUUUUAAAGGUCGCUGAUCCAACUCCGGAGCAAUUCCAGGCCUUUCGCAAUGAGGUAGCAGUUCUGAGGAAGACCAGACACGUCAACAUCCUGUUGUUCAUGGGAUACAUGACGAAAGAGAACCUCGCCAUCGUGACGCAGUGGUGCGAUGGCAGUAGCCUCUACAAACAUCUGCAUGUGCAGGAGACCAACCUGCAGAUGUUUCAGCUCAUCGACAUCGCCAGGCAGACUGCCCAGGGCAUGGAUUAUCUACAUGCAAAGAAUAUCAUCCAUCGGGACAUGAAGUCAAACAAUAUCUUCUUACAUGAAAGUCUGACGGUAAAGAUCGGAGACUUUGGCCUGGCUACUGUGAAGGCCAGGUGGAGUGGCUCCCACCAGGUGGAACAGCCCUCUGGUUCCAUACUGUGGAUGGCCCCUGAGGUCAUUCGCAUGCAGGACAGUAACCCGUACAGCUUCCAGUCGGACGUCUACGCCUACGGCAUCGUGCUCUACGAGCUGAUGACGGGAGAGCUUCCGUACGCCCUGAUCGCUAACAGAGACCAGAUCAUCUUCAUGGUUGGCCGGGGCUACCUCUCCCCAGACCUCAGCAAGCUGUACAAGAACUGCCCCAAAGCCAUGAAGAGGCUGGUCGCUGACUGCAUCAAGAAAUCCAAAGACGAGAGGCCCUUGUUCCCGCAGAUCCUGUCGUCCAUAGAGCUCCUGCAGCACUCGCUGCCUAAGAUAAACCGCAGCACCUCCGAGCCCUCUCUGCACCGCGCCUCGCACACAGAGGACAUCAACUCUUGCACUUUGACCGCUACAAGGCUGCCCGUCUUCUAGGCCGUCAUGGUCCGACCCGAUGCUGAGCCAGAACCCCCGCCCCCCUGCCCUCCCCGGACCCGGUAGAGACUGAUGUGCUUGGCUACCCAGAAACUGCAGAGCAACUGGGUGAAUUUGUACAAAGCAGGCCUUGGGCUGGCGGCCUGCCGUCACGGCAGAGGCCUGGGAAUAGACAGGACAUUUAUGCUCUCCGAUAGCAUGUGCAGUGCUUUUGUUUUCCUUUGCUGUCCUGACCUCGUAACUUCAGAAUGGAAGAUUUUUUUUAAAAUUUUUUUUUUUUAAAUACAGAAAAGCUCUUUAUAAAAACACUUAACUUUAAGGCGAAUGAGGCAGGGUUUUUUAUUUUAAUAAGCCCUUGGUAUUUCAUAGCCCUGUUUGUUUUAACUCUGCUCAUUUGUAUGCUUGAAUUUUGUUUCCCUCCCAAUUCAUGUCUAGUUUCUAGCAUAGUGUCCAAUAUGUAGAAUUUACCACCUUUAAAUUUUACACCAUGACCAUCAAACCUGGAAAACAACUGUCCUGGUUGUCUGGAUGUCUGUUUUCCAAUUCUUUAUUCCCUAGUUCAGGACAUGGUUUCACAGUUUAGCUUUUUAGGGCUGUUUAUAAAAUAAAUCAUUCUGCUGUCUUUCUAUUGUGGGAGGGGGAUUUGAGGGCAGAGAAUGACUGCUUUGUUUAAGGUCUAACUGAUUUGGGAUUUUGACAUGUUUGGACCUCGUGCUUGUUAUGGAGGAUAAACGUGUUGUAAACUUCAAGAUUUGUUUAUCCAGUGUAUUUUAAUAAAAUUAAGUUAAAUGCAUUCCUUUCUGGAAUGGAAA
Paramormyrops kingsleyae is the source of this 4096-nucleotide messenger RNA. It is a transcript of the gene raf1b, whose product is annotated as Raf-1 proto-oncogene, serine/threonine kinase b. Gene Ontology annotation, molecular function: ATP binding; MAP kinase kinase kinase activity. Gene Ontology annotation, biological process: protein phosphorylation; MAPK cascade. Gene Ontology annotation, cellular component: cytosol; mitochondrion. NCBI's taxonomy places the organism in Eukaryota, Metazoa, Chordata, Actinopteri, Osteoglossiformes, Mormyridae. The record is from RefSeq and is a predicted model, not a curated record.